Molecule: messenger RNA, 2316 nt
Organism: Gracilinanus agilis (Agile Gracile Mouse Opossum)
Lineage: Eukaryota; Metazoa; Chordata; Mammalia; Didelphimorphia; Didelphidae
Gene: MIPEP
Product: mitochondrial intermediate peptidase
Exons: 19
Coding region: 1-2142 (713 amino acids)
Biological process (GO): peptide metabolic process
Cellular component (GO): mitochondrion
Molecular function (GO): metalloendopeptidase activity
Source: RefSeq, a predicted model, not a curated record
AUGCUAAGGGCUGGGAGGUUGUGGGGCCUAGGCCCUGGUGCCGCGCCGGCAACUCUGCGACUGCUGCGAGAGAACCGAGGCGGCGUCAGCCUCCGCGGGGCUCGCCGGGUUAGCACCAGUUGGUCACCAGUCGGAGCCGCCUUCAAUGUCAAAGCGCAGCCCCAGCGUUUAGAGCUGUUCGGCGAGCGCCGGGGUCUAUUUGGUGUCCCAGAGCUAAGUUCUCCUGAAGGAUUUCAUGUUGCACAAGAAAAAGCUUUAAGACAAAGUGAGUUCCUCGUAGAGCGUGCAUGUGCUACACCGCCUGGACCACAAACUGUGUGUAUCUUUGAUCAACUGUCAGAUGCCUUGUGCAAAGUAGCAGAUUUGGCUGAUUUUGUGAAAAUUGCUCAUCCUGACCCUGCAUACAGAGAAGCAGCAGAAGAAGCCUGCAGAAAUAUUGGUACCAUGGUAGAAAAGUUAAAUACAAAUGUGGAAUUAUAUCAAAGUUUACAAAAAUUAUUAGCAGAUGAAAAACUUAUGACUGCUCUUGAUCCUGAAACCAGGAAAGUGGCAGAAUUAUUUAUGUUUGAUUUUGAGAUCAGUGGAAUCCAUUUGGAUGAAGAAAAGCGUAAAAAAGCAGUGGAUCUUAAUGUUAAGAUCUUGGAUUUGAGCAGUACUUUUAUUAUGAGAUCCCACUUUCCCAACAAAAUUGACAAGCAUCUCUUACCUGGCUAUAUCCACCAUAACUUUGAAUGUGAAGGAGAUCAUCUCUUAGUUAAUAAUUUAUAUGCAGAAUCUUCAGAUGAUUUGGUACGAGAAGUAGCUUACAAGGUUUUUCUUUACCCCAGUCUUGACCAGCUGAACUGUUUAGAUGAAUUACUUAGCAGUAGAGAUCUUCUGGCAAAAUUAGUCGGCUAUUCCACAUAUGCUCAUAGAGCUCUCCAAGGAACAAUAGCUAAAAGUCCAGAGGUUGUAACACAGUUCCUUGAGAAGUUGUCUGAGAAACUUUCUGAAAGAACUAUAAAAGAUUUUGAGAUGAUGAAAGAUAUGAAAAUGAAAAUAAAUCCUCAAAAUGCGACAUUUAUGCCUUGGGAUCAUCCUUACUACAGUGGUGUCAUUCGCGCAGAGAGGUAUAAUAUUGAGCCCAGUUUAUAUUGCCCAUUUUUCUCACUUGGUGCAUGUAUGGAAGGUCUGAACUUACUAUUCCAUCAGCUCUUAGGGAUCUCUCUUUAUGUGGAGCAGCCAGAAGAAGGAGAGGUGUGGUGUGAAGAUGUUAGAAAACUGGCUGUGGUUCAUGAAACUGAGGGACUGUUGGGAUACAUCUAUUGUGACUUCUUUCAGCGAGCUGACAAACCACAUCAGGACUGUCACUUUACAAUCCGUGGGGGAAGAUUAAAGGAAAGUGGAGAAUAUCAGCUUCCAAUAGUAGUUCUUAUGCUGAAUCUUCCUCAUUCAACAAAUAAUGUACCACCUUUAUUAACUCCUGGUAUGCUAGAGAAUCUUUUUCAUGAAAUGGGACAUGCCAUGCAUUCUAUGCUGGGACGUACUCGUUAUCAACAUGUUACUGGGACAAGAUGCUCCACUGAUUUUGCUGAAGUUCCUUCUAUCCUGAUGGAGUUUUUUGCAAGUGAUUAUCGAGUGGUUAACCAGUUUGCAAAACAUUAUCAGACUGGCCAGCCAUUGCCAAAAAAUAUGGUGUCUCGACUCUGUGAAUCCAAAAAAGUCUGUGCUGCAGCUGAUAUGCAACUUCAGGUCUUCUAUGCAGCUUUGGAUCAAAUCUACCAUGGGAAACAUCCCUUAAAGAGGUCAACCACAGACAUUUUAAAGGAAACACAGGAGAAAUUUUAUGGGCUCCCUUAUGUACCAAAUACUGCCUGGCAACUGAGAUUCAGUCAUCUUGUAGGAUAUGGUGCCAAGUACUACUCCUACCUCAUGUCUAGGGCAGUAGCUUCCAUGGUUUGGAAAGAAUGUUUUGUGCAGGACCCAUUUAACAGGGCAAUGGGGGAGCGCUAUCGCAGGGAGAUGCUGGCACAUGGUGGUGGCAAAGAGCCCAUGCUCAUGGUUCAAGGUAUGCUUCAGAAGUGUCCCUCCAUUGAAGAUUUUGUGGGUGCUCUUGUGUCAGACUUGGAUCUGGACUUUGAAACAUAUUUUAUGGACUCUUGAAUAAUGUAGAAAUAACUCAUUUAUUUUUCAUACAAAACCAUCCACUUAAUAACUGUUUUGGAAAUGGCACAGCUCUGAAAACUUGUUCCUGACUUUCAGUGUUCACUUAUAUUGCAUAACAACUUCUGUAAAUCCUUGUUAGAACUUGGAAUAAAUAAUUUGUUCUAUAAUGAA